AUGAAUAAGACAAAAAAUAAUCAUAGAAGAGCGUAGUCCAAUAAUGAUUUUUAAUAAAUAAUGAGUUCUAAAAUUGCUGGAAUGAUUGAAUCAAAUUCUCAUAAAAAUCUACAUAAAAAGCAAAGCUUUGGUAAUAUGCUGUUUCAAAUCCCUGAAUAAACUGAUAUUGGGUCUUCAACAGAAUAAUCUCAUCAUUCUGAAAAGAAAAGCUGUCUUAAUGAUUAUGUGCAAUCAACAAAAAAGAAUCAUUCAUAAGAUCAAAAAGAAAACCUUAUAAAUCCAAAUUCAUGCACAAACAUCAUCUCAUCAAUUUAAUAUAUGAUUAAAAGUAGUCAUCCAAUAAAAGAAAUUGCUUAAAAAACUUUAAAUAAUGAAAGUUAAAGUAAAAAAAAGCAUCUUAGUUUUACAAAUGAAUUGUAAAAGAAAAAUAGCCAAAUUUUCCAUUAAUCAAAUAAAAUAGACAUGUCAUAAAGUUUGACUCCAGAUAGAAAAAAAACUGAUAAUAAUAAUAGUAAACAGAAUAGUUACAAAUAAAAAUCAGAUCAACAACAAAUAGAUGGACUAGAGAAAUAAAAAAUAGAAUUAUCAAAUUUUUUAUUGAACAAUUUAUUAAAAGGUGAUUAAAAAAAGAAAUCUAAUGUAGAAUAAUUAGACUCAUUUAGAAAAAUGGAAUUUCAGAUGAAUAUGAUUCAGAAAGACAUUUCAAAAAUAAAAAGAAGAUAAGAUGAAUUAGAUUAAUUUAAUAGGAAUAUAUAGACUCAAUUAUUUGAUUUUAUUUCGGAAAGCAGAAAAUAUUAGGAUGUAAGAAUAAAUUUAAAUUUAGUAUGGAUAUUUAUCUCUCUAAAAACUCGAAUAUUUAGAACAAAUAACCAGAAGAAAUGAAGAAUCAAUAAAGUUGCUAAAAUAAAAACUUUUUAAUAAUGAAUUAUAGUAGACAUCAACUAAAAAUUAAGAAAAUAAUAUCAAUUUUGGGUAUUUGAUUGAAUUAAUUUUAGUAAUAUUUCUUCUUAUAAACAAGAACUUGAUAUACAAAAAAAAAUAUCAGAUUUUAAGUAUAUCAAUAAAUAAUAUAAUUGA
This is a messenger RNA of Paramecium sonneborni, 1077 nucleotides long. Lineage: Eukaryota; Ciliophora; Oligohymenophorea; Peniculida; Parameciidae. The record is from the annotation of a GenBank genome assembly.